ACCAGCCAUCACGAUAUCCAAACCCUCAUAUGAUGCAGGCUAGCCAUAGGGCGGAGUUUUCCCCUCACCAUCCAACUAAGCAGAAGCCACUCUUAAUGAGUGGCCCGCAAAACCCCCCCUUUGUGGACAGCUUGUCUUCACAGGCUCGGCCACGGAAGAUUCUCAUCAACCCACAUUUCCGGGGUCCGUCCGCCUCCACGGCUGCUCCUGACACCACAGUAACCUGGAGUCACCACCCAUCCCGGCAGAGACACUCAGCUCCUCAGCUGCCCCAGGUGCCUAACCCACCCAGUUUUCCUGCUCCUGUCCACCAGGCACAAUACCCAGUCAGGGAACAGCCUACCUACAACGGACAGCCACAGCCUGCUCUGUUAGCCUUUCCUGAACCACACCGUGGACCUGAAACCAUUAGAGGUCAUGAACAUCAUAUGGGGCAUGAUCCCCACAGAGGUCAUGUCCCUCUGUUUGCUAUGGGCUCUCAUUCAGCACCUAGCCAUCCCCGGGGCAUGCCACAGCAGCAGGCCUUUAGUUCAGGACCUCCACAUUCAUACCAUGAGCAACAGGGUCUUUACCCAUGGGUAUAACUCCAGAGGCCCCACAUUGGCCUCUCCCAGCCAGGCU
Liolophura sinensis is the source of this 621-nucleotide messenger RNA. RefSeq lists its product as uncharacterized. The transcript is spliced from 3 exons. Bases 30 to 584 code for a protein of 184 amino acids. The record is from RefSeq and is a predicted model, not a curated record. Lineage: Eukaryota; Metazoa; Mollusca; Polyplacophora; Chitonida; Chitonidae.